CAAAUACAAACAUUGCUGUUGAACUUACUGUAUUUGCUGUGCCAUGGGACGAUGUUGGUCUGGUGCAUGUUGCUUUUGGAUAUGGCCAGCGCACUUCUAGACCCCAUCUCAGUGGCUCGUCCAGACCUGCUCACUUUCCCUUCUCCGCCCAGUGCGCAUCAUCUGCCGCCCUUUGGCAUUGAAUUCGAAGGGCCCAAGGCUACGAAUAAGUUUUGGGCCAACUGGAUGGUGGAGGAGGGGCGGUUCAUGCCCAUCCAUCCCAUGCCUUACGUGCUACAGCUGGGAGCUGGCGAGGCUCCAAACCUCAUGGUGUCGCGAAGCGCCCAACCGGCAGUGGCAUAUGGGGAUGAGAAAAGCAAUGGGGUGGACAAGAUCCGAGACUUCGAAAAGCUCCAUACUCUGGAUCUUGUUUUGCUUGAGCCCUCUAGAACAACUGAUAUUAUAAUAUAAUGUAUAUAUAUAUAUAUAGAGGGACGGUCCCAACUUCCCACAAUUGGAAACAUGAAGCACCGAACAUCUCCUCCGGCUUCCCGUGAGGAUUCUACUUCUCUCCCUUCAUCAACGAAUUCGGCUUAGGGGCCCUGGAAAGCACCGCGCAGCCCGUGGUGGUGAAGGAGAGCCUGUUUGGCGUCCACCUGGAGAUGCGGAGUCCGAACGGACGGAUCCUCUUCCCCAUCUACAGCGGGAUGGCCUACGUGUCAGGCUUCUACGAAGGCGUCACGCCGAGGAUCACGUCGACGCGCGCGAUCUUGGCGGUGGACUUCAUCAGCAAUGGGAUCUGGAGGCUCUUCAACAACGGCGGCAAGGAGUUCCGACUCUAUGCCCUGGAUCCUGCUGGACACUUCGUGGAUGAGACCUUUCAAUUUGGCCUCGAUGGGCGGAUGAACAAAGCCUUCGAAGGUUGGAUUCGUCUGGCAGAAGUUCAAUCAACCAAUGAUACAGAAGUCUUGGAUCGUCACGCACAGGCAGUCUUGAUGGACUGGGAGUUGGAGGUGGAUUACGGAGCAGUGACGUACUCUUUCAGGACCAAUGGCUCCGACACGCCUUUGUUGCACUAUGCCUAUGCACAUCAUCGCAAGAUCCUCUUGGAUCCGGUGCUGGCGAAUCUGACCAGCAUGCUUGCGCCGACCAAGGGGCAUAUGGCUGGUGUGCUUGGAGAUGUUUGGCAAAUGCAUGUGGAGAUGUCCCAUGUGGCGCAGCUGGGAUUUCUACCGCCCGCGCCACUGGAGGAGUCCAAGCGCUCCGCGCUGAUGGAGAAUGCAGUGGAGGAGCUCGAGUGGUUCCUCUUCGCAGAGCGUUGGCGAGGUGCGAUCUUUAGGUCAAGCUACUACUUCAGCGGGAAGGGCUUUCAGAAGAUCGGCGCUCUAUGUCUCCUGUUGGAGGAUUUUUUCGGCCGAAACCAUAGUCACACCCAAUCCUGCACGGAAAUUCUGGUGAAGGGCUUCAGAUGUUUGUACAUCCCUGGGGAAGCUGCCUGUGGUGGUGCUCCUGUGGGCUCAUACUAUGAGAGCGAGUGGGGUGGCAUCGCAAGCAAAGAGGGCUUUGCAGACGCCGGCUGCCGCACUGCAGAUUUUGGGAACGCCUGCUACAAUGACCACCACUUUCACUUCGGCUACUUCGUGGUGGCCGGAGCGAUGCUCCUGAAGCUGCGACCGGAGUUCCUGGCGGACCAGGCCUUCAGGAAUUAUGUGGAGACCCUGAUCCGGGACACCAGCAACCCCAGCGCGGCGGACGCGUUCUUCCCGCGCUUCCGGUCCUUCGACUGGUUUGAUCUGCACUCCUGGAGUCGAGGGGUCGUCCCGAGCUACGAUGGGAAGGACCAAGAGUCGACCAGUGAAGAGCUAAACUUGCUCUAUGGCAUUCAGCUGUGGGGCGCGAUGACGGAGCAAACGAAAGUGCAGCAGCUGGGUGCCACCAUGCUGGCCUUGUGCAUUCUGACGGUGAAAGAGUUCUUUCUGAUGACUUCGGAGAACUUGCAUCACCCUGCGGACUUUGUGAAAAACCAUGUCACGGGCAUCUUCUUCCAAAACAAAGUGGACUAUGCGACCUGGUUCGGCUCCCGCAUUGAAUAUAUCCACGGAAUUCAGAUGCUUCCCUUGACACCUGCCUUGAUUCUGGCGCGCAGCCCACGCUUCUGCAAGGAAGAGUGGUACGACACCUUGUCAAAACUACCGCUCCCACAAAAUGAUCCAUGGACCUCGAUCAUCCUCACGGGCACCCUGGCGAUGAUCAAGCCUGAAGAGGCUUAUCAGCUGCUCAGCAAUCCCAGUCAGUAUGUGGAUGAUGGCUUAACCCGUGUCUGGGCACAGUACUGGGCCCUGACAGCAGCAGCCAGUUAUGAGUUGCUCACCACUCAGACCUCCACUAGAACCUCCACGAGGACUACAAGUGCUACGUCACGCACAGCGACCAGCACCGUUUCGACUACGGCUUCCACAGCGACCACGGCUUCCACACAGACUGGGACCACUACCUUCAUCUCCACCGAGGCAGAUGAUCUUGGAUCCACCACAGAUGUCCCUACAUCAUCCAGCAUGAUGGCCUCUACCAACUCUUCCUUGUCCGUUGCCUCCAGCUCCUCAGCCAGGGAAGCGACCACCACCACUUCCGUGCUCUCCACUACACCACCACUGUCGAUGAGCAGCACACUGGAACCAGCCUCAACCACUGAGAAUUCCAGCAGUCUGAAUCUCUCCAACGACACAGAGCCAACGACCCCAACGACCGUGGUGGAAGCCGUUUCGAGCACGGAGGUGCCGCCAACGGUCCCCUCCACGUCGUUCCGAAAAAGGCCCUCCACGUCGAGCAGCGGAGCUCCAGAGGAGGUGUUGGUGGAGCCGUGGGUGGGUGGCCUGGAACCGCCCUGGCUGGAGCCCAUCGCCUCCUCCAUCACCCGCGCGCCGGAGGCGGCGGUGCCGGAGGCGACGGGGAAGAUGGAAGCUGAAGCAUCCUCCUUCGCAGUGACUAGUCGGAUCGCACUGAGCAUGUUGACUCUGCUGAUGAUCACGUAAAAUGGAAUAGAUCCGAGCCAAAUGGAACCUUGUUUGCCUCGGAACAUUGUGCAAGACCCUUGCUUUGAGGCCAUCACUGAAAGAAAUGGUCAACUCCAGUCAUUUGUUGCCUUUUUCUGUUUACAUUUCACUCGUUGCCUGACCAAGAAAAACAGUGUCGGCCUGUGCUACCCACCGCAGCUAGUCCUUGUUCAGUGUACUGCUUUUUUUGCGGUGCAACACACUGGCUGCCUGAAAUUCGAAAUGGCAACUUGCCAGAGAGCGAACUGCCGUUCCUCGGUCCUGGUGGUCAAGGAAGUACCAGAAGUGUCGUCCUUUGUUCUGCUUUGCACUUUGACUUUGGUGCUCUUU
Durusdinium trenchii is the source of this 3362-nucleotide messenger RNA. The record is from the annotation of a GenBank genome assembly. Lineage: Eukaryota; Dinophyceae; Suessiales; Symbiodiniaceae.